GGCGGAGGGGCGGCGUCAGCCCUCUGCCGACAGAUCGCCGAAAGAGGCAGGGAGAGGCGGAGAAAGAGAGGAAAACAUCCCCGCCGACCCGCUCCCGCCAUACUUCCCCCACUCCUCCACCGUAGAGCCAUCAUCACCGGCAGGCUGCAGCGCGGCUCCGUUUGUCCUCACCGGAUCUACACCCAGCUCCACCUGUUCACGACCACCGUCUCUCUGCUGCGAGGAGACGGAACUUUUUCCGCGCCGGGGUUUCUACUUUUGAUUGACAGCAGUCUGACAGGAUUUUGACGUUAUCACGAUUUUUAACAAAGAUAUUCUCCGUAGUUUAGAAUUUUUAGUGUUACCGGACUUGUUUUUCCCUUUUUUUUUCCUUUUCUUUUGGACUUUAUGAAUUCUUCCGCCAUGCAUAAGCUGUACAUCGGGAAUCUAAGCGACGGCGUGACCGCCGAGGACCUGGGGAGGACCUUCGACGAGCACAAGAUCCCCUACACCGGACAGUUCCUCAUGAAGAACGGCUACGCCUUCGUGGACUGUCCCGACGACCAGUGGGCCAUGAAAGCGAUCGAGACCUUCUCCGGUAAAGUGGAACUUCAAGGGAAACGUAUCGAGGUGGAGCACUCCGUCCCCAAGAAGCAAAGGACCAGGAAACUGCAGAUCCGAAACAUCCCGCCUCACCUGCAGUGGGAGGUGCUGGACGGUCUGCUGGCUCAGUGUGGGACCGUAGAAAACUGUGAACAAGUCAACACGGACGGCGAGACGGCGGUGGUUAACGUGACAUAUGCAACCAGAGAGCACGCCCGGCAAGCCAUCCAGAAGCUGAACGGGUACCAGUUUGAGAACAACGCCCUGCGGAUCACCUACAUCCCCGACGAAACCUCAGAGGCGGACGGGGGCCAGCGGGGGCCCGACAACGGCCGGCGGCCCGGCUACGGCCCCCGCGGCAGCCUGCGCGGCAGCUCCCCCAGCUCAGGGAUGCCCCCCAAAACGCCGCACGCCGACAUCCCCCUCAGACUGCUGGUGCCCACGCAGUACGUGGGGGCCAUCAUCGGCAAGGAGGGGGCCACCAUUCGCAACAUCACCAAGCAGACGCAGAGCAAGAUCGACGUUCACCGCAAAGAGAACGCCGGCGCCGCCGAGAAGCCCAUCAGCAUCCACUCCACCCCCGAGGGCUGCUCCGCCGCCUGCCGCAUGAUCCUGGACAUCAUGCACCAGGAAGCCAAAGACACCAAAACAGCCGACGAGGUUCCGCUCAAGAUUCUGGCCCACAACAACUUCGUGGGUCGCCUCAUCGGGAAGGAAGGACGCAACCUGAAAAAAGUGGAGCAGGACACGGACACCAAGAUCACCAUCUCCCCGCUCCAGGACCUGACGCUGUACAACCCGGAGAGGACCAUCACGGUGAAAGGCUCCAUCGAGGACUGCUGCCGGGCCGAGGUGGAGGUCAUGAAGAAGGUCAGAGAGGCCUACGAGAACGACAUCGCCGCCAUGAACCAGACUCACCUGAUCCCCGGACUCAACCUGGGCGCCCUGGGCCUCUUCCCCUCCUCCUCCAACAUGCCCCCCCCACCCCCUGGAAACGCCGGCAGUGGAGCCCCCUACGGAUGCUUCGGGGCCCCGGAGCAGGAGACCGUCCACGUGUACAUCCCAGCUCAGGCCGUGGGCGCCAUCAUCGGGAAGAAAGGGCAACACAUCAAACAGCUGAGCCGCUUCGCUGGAGCCUCCAUCAAGAUCGCGCCGGCGGAGAGUCCGGACUCAAAGAUGAGGAUGGUGAUCGUGACGGGACCCCCUGAGGCUCAGUUUAAGGCCCAGGGCCGAAUCUACGGAAAACUCAAGGAGGAGAACUUCUUUGGGCCCAAAGAGGAGGUGAAGCUGGAGACCCACAUCAAGAUGGCCGCUGCAGCAGCUGGGAGGGUCAUCGGAAAAGGAGGCAAGACGGUGAACGAGCUGCAGAACCUGACGGCGGCGGAGGUGGUGGUGCCCAGAGAGCAGACGCCCGAUGAGAAUGACCAGGUCAUCGUCAAGAUCAACGGACAUUUCUAUGCAAGCCAGCUGGCCCAGAGGAAGAUCCGGGACAUCCUGACACAGGUUAAACAGGCACAGAAGGGGGGGAUGGGGGGCAUGAGCCCCGGCCCCCACCCUCAGGGCUUCACAGAGAUGGGCAGCCCCCAGGGCCUGGCUCAGGACCACCAGCCACGCCGGAAGUGAGGGCCCCGAGCGUCCCGACAUGCUGAGGCCCCCCCCCCCCUGCCUGACGGACACAUGCACGGA
This is a messenger RNA of Oryzias latipes (Japanese medaka), 2268 nucleotides long. It is a transcript of the gene igf2bp1, whose product is annotated as insulin-like growth factor 2 mRNA binding protein 1. The record is from RefSeq and is a predicted model, not a curated record. NCBI's taxonomy places the organism in Eukaryota, Metazoa, Chordata, Actinopteri, Beloniformes, Adrianichthyidae. Gene Ontology annotation, molecular function: RNA binding.